GCUAUUCAAGCUUCACCUGACUUUCCCCUGACAACAAUUAUGGCUGACGAGACUGUCGCUGUCGAGGAGGUCGCGGCCGCCGAGCCCGCCUCCGGCAAGAAGGCCAAGACCCCCAAGGCCAAGAAGGAGGCCAAGCCGAAGGCCCCUAAGGCCAAGGCCCCCAAGAAGGAGGCGUCGCACCCGCCCUACAUUGAGAUGGUGGCUGAUGCCAUCAGCAGCCUGAAGGAGCGCACCGGCUCCUCUGUGCCCGCUAUCAAGAAAUACAUUGAGAGCAAGUAUGGCAAGGAUAUCCACGACAAGAACUGGGCCAAGACCCUGUCGCUGGCCAUCAAGACUUUUGUGAAGUCCGGCAAGCUGGUCAAGGUCAAGAACUCCUACAAGCUGGGCGAGAAGGUCAAGGCCGAGACCAAGAAGAAGGCCGCGCCCAAGAAGGCGGCUGCCCCCAAGAAGGCCGAGGGCGAGAAGAAGAAGGCCGCCCCCAAGAAGGAGAAGAAGCCCAAGGCCGAGAAGAAGGCUGAGAAGAAGCCCAAGUCCGCGGAGAAGAAGCCCAAAUCCGCGGAGAAGAAGCCCAAGUCUGCGGAGAAGAAGCCCAAGUCCGCCAAGAAGGAGGGCGAGAAGAAGAAGGCCACCCCCGCCAAGAAGGCUGCCAAGCCCAAGGCGGAGAAGAAGCCCAAGGCCGCCAAGCCCGCCAAGAAGGCGGAGAAGAAGCCCAAGGCCGAGAAGAAGCCCAAGGCGGAGAAGAAGGCCACCAAGGCUGCCAAGCCCGCCAAGAAGGCUGCUGCCCCCAAGAAGGCCAAGAAGUAAAGGACUUGCGGAGUCAAGGCCGCCGCGGGCCCAGCAUACCUAGUGUCCCGCGGCGUACCGAAGCAGUCCUCGUGCGUGUGUUCUGUGGGCGCGGAGCGUCACUUCAACUAACCGGUGUUUGUCAACACCACCUCAAAACCGGUGUUUAUCAACACCACCACCCUGACGGUCAGGAACUAAGUGCAGUUGAAGUGUGGGAGCAGGGGGGGCUCCCCUGUGUGGGAGCCAUUCCUUCGGCUCUCCCGGCUAGUCUGCCCGCACAGGCCGUGCCACUGGGUUCGUCAAGUUCUCCAGAUGGUUUUGCCCUGAUGCCGGGGCUUGAGGUGAGGUAUGCCAUCGCAGCCUGCGCCCCCGGCCCCAGCCGCUGGCACACUUGGGUGGCGGUUGUGGCCGCGAUGGGCGUUGGACGCCGGCGUUGGCCAUGCCUCACCAUAUACGGCGGAUGGUGGUUGAUGCCAUCAGCAGCCUGAAGGAGCGCACCGGCUCCUCUGCCCGCUAUCAAGAAAUACUGUGCCGUAUACUUAGGGCCAGUAGGUGCGUCCUUCUCGACGGUCGCCCCUGUGGCGACAGGGCUUUGUCCUGGCGUCGGCACAUAAUGCACCAGAUGCAAGGGUCUUGGAGGCUAUGGCGUGUGGGUGUGGGGCAACGGGGGCAACGAUGGUCGCAGGUCUCGGCGUGGCGAGGACCUGUCUCGUACCGCUUACCCGAGUUGCUGACCCGUGGCGUGUUGGCACUUGGCAGCUUGUGUGUGUGUGUGGUUACAAGGUGGUGCGCAGUCCCACCCUAGUCCCACCCUGUGUCAUUCGCGGGCCUUCCACAAGACUUACAGGGACUUACGGGAUACUAUCCAUGGACAUGCCUCGGCCCACCCGGCCUGGCGUGAGGCCAGCGUUUAACCAUCGGCAUGUCCAUAUCAAUAGUAUUUCCACGAGUCGGCUUCCCAUGGUACCGUGUAAAGAUUGCGUCAU
Molecule: messenger RNA, 1772 nt
Organism: Chlamydomonas reinhardtii
Lineage: Eukaryota; Viridiplantae; Chlorophyta; Chlorophyceae; Chlamydomonadales; Chlamydomonadaceae
Exons: 4
Coding region: 40-804 (254 amino acids)
Biological process (GO): nucleosome assembly; negative regulation of DNA recombination; chromosome condensation
Cellular component (GO): nucleus; nucleosome
Molecular function (GO): nucleosomal DNA binding; double-stranded DNA binding; structural constituent of chromatin
Source: RefSeq, a predicted model, not a curated record